GUACAUAUGGACAUAAGCAAGGUGUAUAAGUAGUUAUAACGCGGUUAUGCGUACUGUAGUAAAUAAUCGAAUGAUCGAACCACGCACAUAUAUAUUGAAAAUGGAUUUUGCGAAUUUUUGGCAUUAAGUCUGGAAACCAGUGAUAUAAGUCUUCUAACAAAAGAUCAGACCACAGUGCCAAGGACAGCGUGCGCAACAUGCCGGCAGGUGCCAUGUCUGGUGGCGGGGAACUACAGAACGUAAAACUCAUGUUGCUUGGCGACCAGGGCGUGGGGAAAUCCAGCAUCGCUCUGAGGUUCGUUCGAGGAGAAUUCACAGAAAACUCAGGAGCCACAGCUGGGGCGGCGUUUCUUACACAGGCGAUGAGAGUGUCGGGACAGACGAUUAAGUUUGACAUUUGGGACACCUCGGGACAGUUACGUUACCACUGCCUCGCUGCAAUGAAUUACAGGGGCGCGCAGGCCGCCGUGGUCGUCUACGAUAUAACAAAUAUGGGUGCGCAGGCCGCAGUAGUCAACAUAACACAUAAGGAAACGUUCACACGGGCGGUGGACUGGAUUAGGGAGCUGAAACAGCUGGCGAACUCUCAGAACGUGAUUGUCCUCGUCGGUAACAAGGCGGACAUGGCCGCCGAGAAACGAACCGUCCCGAAAGAGAAAGGCCAAUCGUUCGCUGAGGAGAACAACCUGAUAUUUACCGAGGCUUCAGCCAAGACCGGCAUGUGUGUGGGCGACGUAUUCAUGACAAUAGCACAAACGUUAGCAAGUCACGGCAUUCCACGCAAACAGCAAGAUCAAAACGUAAAACUCGGAAAGGAUUCUAAAAGGAAAGGCGGGUGUUGUUGUUAAAACUAUUUGUAGAUACCGGAACAUACAGAGUUUUACACUUACCGUAUCCAAUGUAUUACGAAAUGUGGUGCCAGGAGCUUUUCUCCCAAUUCGGCCGUGGACAUAUUUUGAGAGUUUCCAGGAUUUCAGCCACUGUCGGUGCAUAGGUACACUCUAAGAACAGUCAUGGAAAUAAAAAUUAUGUAAAAUACUUACACUGGCACAAAUUAAACUAAAACGCAAUCUUAAGUAUUGAUUGUUGUGUCACCAAAUUGUUGUCUUUUACUAGGUCUGUUAUAUAAAAGUUACCUCCC
Messenger RNA from Mya arenaria, 1141 nucleotides. RefSeq lists its product as uncharacterized. The record is from RefSeq and is a predicted model, not a curated record. The transcript is spliced from 8 exons. Lineage: Eukaryota; Metazoa; Mollusca; Bivalvia; Myida; Myidae. Gene Ontology annotation, molecular function: GTP binding; GTPase activity. Bases 198 to 848 code for a protein of 216 amino acids.